AUGCCCAAGAUGGGCCUCGGCCAGCUGCUGCGGAAUAUGGGUCCUGCAGGGGGUGCUCACCUUGAAGAAGGCAGUGCCUGGAGCAUCCGACGGCAUCCGCAGAGAUCAAGUUUUCAGGAGGCAAGCGGUGGAGCGCCACCCCCGAACCCGAAGGAGGGGCUGAAGAAGGUGGAGAAGGUUUCUCAGAAUGUGGGAUGUGCUCCUGGCUUUCGAUGUAUGUCGAAAAUCAGCGAGUUCGGCAUGGAGCACAAUGGUGAGUACAAGCGCGUCACUACGCCGAAGCUACCUGCCAGAUUCGAGCAAAGGGAUGUGUGGGAGUGGGGUUGUCCAGCAAGAGGCAACAUGACUUCCACUGGGAAGUGCCACCCACCAAAGCCAGGUGAAGAAGCCGAAGCAGGAAUGUGCUGGUCCCAGAACGCAAUGCUCGCUGGGCCAAAGACUCCUUGUGGAACUUCUGGCGACAAGUGCAUGUGCGUGAAGCCGGUCACGAGUGAUGGGUCAAUCGGGUAUGGGUACCGGAGCCGCGACAUUCUUCCGGAGUUCACCGAGGGCGACUCAAGUGAUGCCGGAGGAGUGGAGGUGGUCAUGGGUAACUUUCAAGUUCAGCCACUUCCGCACUGUGAUGACUGUUUAGCGCUGAGCAGCAACUGGGAGCAAUGUUCGGAAUGUGCGAACUGCGCUUACGGCACGAAAGACUUGGACGGGCGGCCGACUCUCGCGUGCUUCGACAAGGACUUUCAGCCACCCGGAGCUGCCGCUGCUGAUGCUGCCGAGAUGCCAAAGGCGGGGGAGGAGUAUCGGAAGAAGAACUUCGUCUUGCUGCAGGGCAAGCGAGCCGAGGAGCAGGAUCUGUGGACCAUUCCUCAAUACCCGCUGUGGGAUCCGGAACCUGAUGGUAUGGAAGCAGAGGAUGCGAACGGCGGACAGGUCUUUCCGUUCCAGAUAAACACGGAGCCUCUUUCCAACGAGGCCUGGGUCAAGGCAUACAAGACGGCUGCUCCAAGAAUUCAGUCUCUGAUGGAUGCGGUGGCAGCGAAGCUCAAGACUCGCUGGGGACCGGGAGCUCCGACGGAGGAGUGCUCGCAGCUCUUCGAAGCGAGAUACGUCAAGGCGAGGGUCGAAGUGCGCGGAGUGGUGAGUGUCUGUGUCUGUGGCAUGGCGAAGCACUUCACCAACAACUCUUGCCCUUUUUGUCAUCGAGCCAUGUUUGCUCGCGCACUGAGACCGGUGGAAGUGGAAACACAGUAUGUGCCAUACGGUCGGCAAGUAGAGUUCGCGGAGAAGCUUGGAGUCGAGGCGAUUCAGGGAGGAUCUCAGCCUUUCAAGAGUAAGACCGUCGCAGAGAUCAAGGCAAUUCGACAGGAAUAUCUUGAGAAAAUCAAUCCCAGCGGGGAAGUGCCGAGUCUCUGCACAGCUGAUGGAGCCGUCAUCACGGAGUCUGAAAUCUUGGCAGAGUAUUUUGAUUUGGUCUCCGACAGCCCCAGCCCGAAGCUUGUUCCACCUGACCCCGUGCAAGCCAGUCGGGUCCGAUUGGUUAUGAAGAAGUUCAACGAGGUAGUUCCUGGCUUGUUUGGCCUGCUGCGCAACCAGGAUGGAAGUAAGGACCAAGACUGGGCUGACAAGAUCAAGUCUAGCUUGCAAAAGUUCUCUGCUGUCCUAAGCAAGGAGAGCGACUUCUGUGUUGGGAGCAGAGUUUCCUUAGCGGAUGUGCAUUGUGCACCCUUCCUUCACCGCUUGAGCAUAGGUUUGUUACAUUUCCGUGACUUUCAGUUGCUGUCGGAUCCACGCAUAGAGAAAUUGUUGAAGACUGUUGCGGGGCUGCCGGAGUUUCAGAAUGGCAACCUGCCAGACAAAGAUAUUAUUGCGAACUAUGAGUUCGUGGCGCAUGGUUCGCAGUGGGGCCGUGAUGGCAAAUCAUUCCACGGACGUGGCAGGAGUAAGUUUGGACAGCACUUUGGCAGACUCGAUGCCGGAGUGACCAUUCACUAUUUUCCGGUACGUGGUCGGGCGGAAGCUUUGCGAAUGCUACUGCGAGCUGCAGAAAUUCCGUAUGUUGAUAAGUUGUACAGCCCGGAGGAAUGGAAUGAGGCAAAGAAGUUGAUGCCUGAGGGCAAGGGCGUGCCUGGUGUAUCAACUCGACCCGUCGGCAACAGAGGCUUGCCAGUUCUGGAGCUCGCAACUGGGGAGCUGGUUCCGGAGACAGCGGACAUCGCCCGCCUGAUUUCUGAGGAAGCAUCGCCGGGAAAGUUUCCGGCCUUGCAGGGCAAAGAGCUCGAGCAAGCUCACGAAAUGGCCGUGGCGUCGAACACCUACCCUCUUAUGUUCCCAGGUUGCAUGCUGGCAUCCUAUCCGGAAGAGGUCACCGAUGCCAUUCUUCGAGGUGAGAAGCCAGACACGUAUCACGGCAAUCUGUCGAACCUCCCGCCAUACAGUGACGUUCUUGCCUCCCUCCAGCAUUGGGAGGCAUGCUUAGGUGAUGCGCAGUUCUUUGCGGGAGACGUGCCGCACUACGGCGAGUUCAUGCUUUUCAAUGUCGUUGAUGCCCUGAGACUUGUGGACCCCGGAUGUGCCGCGAAGCUGGGAUGUAAGCUGCGCAGUUGGUUUGACAGAAUGGCAAGGCUCCCUUGCAUCGAUGAGUACCUCAGGGCACAAUCAGCCAGGAAAAUGUGCAAGGAGAUGCAGACACUGCAGGCCACCCUGGCGCCUGGAGAGCUUGGCACCUUUCCUCGAAGAUCUCCAUCAUCAGGAGAGCUUCUGCGCUGCGAGUUUCAUCGGAAGGACACCUGUGAGAGGCUCAACUGCUACAGCCACGACGAUGGUUAUGCCCAAGCGGUGGGUGACUUGAGAAAGCGGGACGGCGAAUGCAAGUCGGGGCCUCAGUGCGACGCUCUGCUCACGCUCUGCUUCUUUCAAACCUGUGGCAGGGUUUGUUUGUGCGCUCAGUAA
Messenger RNA from Symbiodinium sp. CCMP2592, 2946 nucleotides. NCBI's taxonomy places the organism in Eukaryota, Dinophyceae, Suessiales, Symbiodiniaceae. The record is from the annotation of a GenBank genome assembly.